Molecule: messenger RNA, 2922 nt
Organism: Salmo salar (Atlantic salmon)
Lineage: Eukaryota; Metazoa; Chordata; Actinopteri; Salmoniformes; Salmonidae
Product: cdc42 effector protein 2
Biological process (GO): positive regulation of pseudopodium assembly; Rho protein signal transduction; positive regulation of actin filament polymerization
Cellular component (GO): plasma membrane; cytoskeleton; cytoplasm
Molecular function (GO): small GTPase binding
Source: RefSeq, a predicted model, not a curated record
CAAGGGGUGUAGCGCAUCUCUCGGAUUCUACCAUAUCUACCACAUCGUCGCUGUCGCAGCCUAUGGAACACGCGAUCAAGUGAAGUGGUUACGUUUUGUGAUGCAGGCACCUACGCAUCGCCAAGCGGUGGGACUUUUUAGGCUAUUUACGCAACCUUGAAUAGCCGACCCCCUGCUCUGGGCAGAUGAUGAGACAUAUUUGUGGUGAAAGUCAGGGCUGUCAUAACGGAUAUCGGGAAGCUGGGAGUUGAUUAAAACUGUGGACAUAAUCAUUUUACCUCACCAAGAAACCUCCUCCGCAGCCAAAGUGUCAACCCUACAUCCUGCUCACUGAAGCUCUAUUCCAAGAGAGUGAUGUGGACUUUGUUUGGUACUAUUCAUCAUUUAAAACUGACUGCAGAAGUAGCAGUCCUCCCUGAUCACUAGACCUGAUUUGACCGUUAAUAGUUUAGCUCAGCCAGCCAGCCCGAUUCCUUCUCCCUGUGUCUGAUUCAGAGAGGAGCACUGCCCGGCCUCUUCUCCCCACCACCUCCCCUCACGUUGUUGCAGGAGCUGAGUCUCUGCUGCCCAGGGAGGGCUCCCGACAUGUCCACCAAGGCGCCCAUCUAUCUGAAGCGGCGGAGCAGGAAGGGGAAGAAGGAGAAGCUGCGGGACAUCCUUUCAUCUGACAUGAUCAGUCCUCCGCUGGGGGACUUCCGCCACACCAUCCAUAUCGGCAGCGGCGGGGGGGACGACGACCUGUUUGGGGACCUGUCCUUCCUGCAGGGGAAGUUCCACCUUCUCCCUGGGCAGCAGGGCCACAACCUGUCUCAGUGCUCCUCCAUGUACGCAGAGCCCUUCCAGUUCAGCCGUACUGCCAGCGACAGCGGACACACACCCUCCUCAGAGAGCUCCCCCCUGCUGAAGAACGCCCUCUCGCUGCCCGUCAUCGAAGGGGUGCAGGCCAUCACCCUACCAGUCACCUCUGCACCCUCCUCCGCCCGCCCCCAUCUGCCUCAGAACGCGCCCCCUCCCCCCAAGCCUCCCCGACUGCACCUGGAUGAUGAGAUCCUGACGCCCCGUCACCCAGGCCUGGACUCGUCUUCUCCUUCAGCACAGGCUCCCAGCAAGACGUUCCAGUUCUGCCCGCCCUCCCCCAGGUUGUCAUCAGGCGAGGAUGUGUGUAUCCAGGACCCUUAUCUGGAUGAUGGGGGCCAGGAGCGCCCCUACCUGUCCCAUGCAGGCUCCCUGCUCUCCCUGCACCUGGACCUGGGCCCCUCCAUCCUGGACGACGUGCUGCAGAUUAUGGAUAGCCAGCGCCUCAGUGGCCUCAACGGAACCUGUCUGCAGGGAGGGCGGCAGGAGCUCUACACCUGACCAUGAGAAGCUCUCGGCCCUCUGUCCUCUUACUGACCUCCUUAGUGUAUAAGAGGAGGUUCUGACCUCAACCAAGCCUUGCUGGAUUACAGGGCUGGAUUUGUACAGUAGUACGCUCAUAUAUAGUGCUUUUUUCUGGAACUUAACUUCAGUUGCUGUUAGUGUUUUAAAUUGAUGUUGAAUAUCUUUCUACACUUUUCCAUGUGAAUUACUUAAUUUAGUAAGUACGAAAUGAAGUGACAAUGAGCCAAAAGCUGACACUGUUAAAUCUCCUCUACCCUUCCUCCAAAGAGGAUAUGAAGAAUCCGGUGAAAGAAUAUACUGCUGGUCAGGAACUGAGGUCAGCAUGUAUCUGACUGGGAUCAUAUUUGUCAGUGGGAGUGAAAUGGUAUUGUAAAACCUGAAGGUCACAGUUUGAACUGCACCUGAGCUGUAGACUACUGUCCGUGCUCCUGAGAUCACAGUUUGAACUGCACCUGAGCUGUAGACUACUGUCCGUGCUCCUGAGAUCACAGUUUGAACUGCACCUGAGCUGUAGACUACUGUCCGUGCUCCUGAGAUCACAGUUUGAACUGCACCUGAGCUGUAGACUACUGCCCGUGCUCCUGAGAUCACAGUUUGAACUGCACCUGAGCUGUAGACUACUGCCCGUGCUCCUGAGAUCACAGUUUGAACUGCACCUGAGCUGUAGACUACUGUCCGUGCUCCUGAGAUCACAGUUUGAACUGCACCUGAGCUGUAGACUACUGUCCGUGCUCCUGAGAUCACAGUUUGAACUGCAAGUAGCGCAAAAUUUCAGUCACUGAUUAACAUUUGCCCUUGUAUUUCAAGAUAGAAAAAUAUAAUAACAUAAUGUUGUGGACCGAGCUAACCAUUAACAUCCCUUAACGCUCAAAGACAGAUUGAAUGGCUGUAGCAUAGCGUAUUCUACUGAAUGAUUAGCUAAGAUCACAGUUUGGUGUCUGUCACACAGAUUUAUCCAGCUUACAAAACUAUUCUGGAACUGACAUUCUAUUCAUGGUUGGAUAUAUAUAUUAUCAAAGACACUCUUAUUGAAAGAUGAACUGUACUACAGGGAGGGUGUCUGCCGAGUGGCGCAGCGGUCUAAGGCACUGCAUCUCAGUGCAAGAGGCAUCACUACAGACCCUGGUUCGAUUCCAGGUUGUAUCACAACCGGCCGUGAUUGGGAGUCCCAUAAAGGUUACAUUCAUUUAAUUUUUUUAUGUCUGCAAGGACAAAGAUCCAGAGUGGUAGAGAAGGUCACCUCCCUGAGUCAGAUGUGUCAUUUUCCAGCUUUUGUUAUUUUUGAUGCAAGAAUAUGAAAGCUGUAACUUUGUAUCAGGAGAGACAAUGAGUGUUAGAGAGCUCAGUUCCACAUCUUUUGACUUUUCAGCAGAUCUACAGAUAGCCGCUUAAACUGGCCCUCAUGCUCUGGUAAUUGAGAUGUUGGACACGUUUGGAGAUUAUCUCACCGCUGUAGCCCUCCAAGUGCUUGUGUGCUCUGUACCAACACAGAGAAGUUCCGAAUCAGACUUUUACCAAUGUUAUUUGGAAUUCUUGUUACAA